Messenger RNA from Lodderomyces margitis, 2562 nucleotides. RefSeq lists its product as uncharacterized. Lineage: Eukaryota; Fungi; Ascomycota; Pichiomycetes; Serinales; Debaryomycetaceae. Gene Ontology annotation, cellular component: mitochondrial inner membrane. The record is from RefSeq and is a predicted model, not a curated record. Gene Ontology annotation, molecular function: nucleic acid binding. The transcript has a single exon. The coding region runs from base 1 to 2562 and encodes 853 amino acids.
AUGUCAGCUAUUACUAGGCUUAGACCAUUACGUGCUUUAAACAUUAGGCAGGCAUCACCGGUGUUGCGGUUCCGUAGACAUUACGCCACCGAUAUAGAGGAUUUAAAAAAGCAAUCGGAUUCUACUGAAACCGACAAUUCUGUUUCGGCAACCGGUGUCAUUGACAAAAAGAAUAAUGAAGUGUUGCUCUACUAUUCAUUUGCCACUUCUAGAAACUUUAUCAAGUCAUAUCUAUCACGACUUACAUUGUUUGCUCCACGAUACUCCGACGACGAAGUGAAAAAGAAGGUGGAUCAACUUUCGUCGCCUUUGCCACAAGGAUCAAGAUUGACAGAAGUAGUGGCCUUGGCAAGGGAUUCUGGUGCAUUUGUAAAGUAUCAAUUUCCACAAGACGAAACAGCAAGGGAGUUUAUCGAUCAAGUGAGGAACAACGUUACAAAGAAUGAGAAAGAACUGGAAAAUGUUGUCAGUCGAGCAAUUGAUUACUUGACUGAUAGAGCCCCUAAAGUUUACAGCGUCAAGGGUGUUCCUUGGAUUGAAGAUUUAAAAAGAUUUCCAAGUCCCAAGUUGGCAAUCAAGUUUGAAGGAGACCCCUUGACAGAGGAAGAGUUAUACGUUUUGUUUCGGAGGUAUGGGUUAAUUGAUGAUAUCAAAGCAGACCCUUCUGAGUCAAUAGUUUUAUUUCACAACAUUCGAUCGGCCACUUGUGCCAAACAUUGUAUUACCGGUAUGCUGUUGAACAAUGGCAAGACAACGAUACAUAUCCAGUUUAGGUCCAUAAAGAGAAAGAACUACGUAGUUGAUUUUAUAUCAAACCACACCAAAAUUGCAAUACCGAUUAUAUUGGCACUUGUAGCGGCGCUUGCCGUUAUAGUGUUUGACCCAAUAAGAGAAUGGUUUAUUGAGUACAAGAUUACCCAUAGCAAGCAUUCAUUGGAUCAUUUUAAACAAAACAAAUUGUUCCAAUUGCUCUACAUACCAUAUAAGACGCUUGCGAACUUGGUGUCGAGCAGUUAUGAUUACAUCGAUACCCAGAUACAUGAAGUUGUUGGAUCAAAAGACGAUGAUACGCUGGAUAGUCAGUCGAUGGAUGAAAUCAAACGAGAAAGUAAUAUGUUUUGGAAAGAGCGGUACGAAAAGUCGAAGCAAUUGAAAUUGUGGAUUUUGGAGAACUUAAACAGUUUUAUCAUUGUCAAGGGACCACAAGGUUCAGGAAAAGAGGAGUUUGUUUUGGAGCAUACAUUGGCUUCUGAUGAUCGAUUGAGUGACAAAGUCUUAGUGAUUGAAUGUGAUAAAUUGAGUAAAGCAAGAUCUGAGAAUAGUUUGAUUGGAAGUACGGCUUCACAGUUGGGAUAUUUCCCUGUUUUCACCUGGACAAAUUCAAUUUCACAGUUUGUUGAUUUGGCAGUUCAAGGUUUAACAGGGCAAAAAUCAGGAUUGAGUGAAAGUAAAGAAACACAAAUCAAGAAUAUGUUUUCACUAGCUACUCAGUCAAUUAGACAUAUAUGUGAGACUGAUUAUCUAAGAUAUGUUAAGAGCGUGGAAAGAAAGAACAAGAAAUUAAAGGACGAGGACAAGAUUGAGUUGCUAAGACAAGAGGACUUUUUGUCACAGCACCCAGAGUCGAAGCCAAUUAUUGUUGUCAACAAAUUUGCUAGGAGAGCCGAUGUCCAUCUGAACGAUUUUAUAUAUCCAUUAAUUGCCGAGUGGGCAUCAGGGUUGAUUCAAAAUAAUAUUGCUCAUGUUAUCUUUUUAACGGCUGAUGUUGGAUCAGUACAGCACUUGAAUGAAGCUUUGCCUAAUCAAGUAUUUAAGGAUGUUUCAUUGAGUGACGCCUCAAUGGCGAGCUCGAAACAGUAUGUGUGUGAUGUACUCAAUGUAAAGGACAAUACCACUUUAAAUGAUUGUCUAGAGCCAUUGGGUGGAAGAAUGUUGGAUUUGCAAGCAUUUAUCCGUCGUGUAAAGUCAGGCGAAGAUCCCGAAAAGGCAGUAACAGAAAUGAUCACCCAAGCUGCUGAAUUGAUAACGACAUUCUUUUUGAGCAGCCAAAAGAUCGACAAUGGUGACAAUAAUUGGAACUCGGCUCAAGUUUGGCUUAUAAUGAAGUUGCUACUGAAGAAGGAAAGUAUCACCUUCAAUGACUUGAUUAAGCUGCCAUUAUUUAAAUCGUCAAAAGAGACAAUGGAUACAUUGUCAACGUUGGAGAAGUUUGACUUGAUUUCGUUAAAGAGAGACAAGGGUGUGUUGAAUAAAAUAACCACAGGGAGACCAUUGUUUAAAGCAGCAUUUGAAAACAUAAUUGGCGAUUUAAGAAUAUGGAAGUUAUACGAAACCGACUAUUUAACCAACUUGGUCACAUUGGAAGUUGCAAAGAUUCAAAAAUUGGAAUCGGAAUUGACGGGAAUUUACAAGAUUAGCAAUAAGUUAGAUGGUCGUAUUGACUAUUUGUCGAAAAAGAUUGAAGCUUCUAAUAAGAAAAUCGUUGAUUAUGAAAAGGAAAUUGCUGACAUUGCUACUUAUCAAGGUGAUUCCAAAUCUGGAUCAUUUCUAGGAAUAUUCUAA